UAAGGCUGACUGAUGACUAAGCAGGUAUGAACAUUUCAGCUGGUUCAAUUUAGGGAACAUCAGUGGAAACACACUGAGCAUGCAGAUUACACGGAGCAGAUGAGGAAAUGGGCGUGCAGUGCCCAGAGGCAGUUUACUUCAGCGACACACGCUUGUGAUUUUCAUAAAAGAGCAACAACAGGUACUUAUAACUGUCUUGGUGCCUCUUUAAAGAACCCCAAAACUGAAAGCAUGGUGACCCCGAGUCUGUGCCAAGCAGCCUUCGCGGUGUUUCGGCAGAUUGAGCCGAUCAUCGUGCUGGAGCAGCUGGGCAGCACUCUCUUCGAUACGGCCUUGCAGAUGGUGGUGAGGGACCGAUGCGCCAACAUCACCGACUCCGUUCACUCCAGAGAGGAGAACCAGCAGAGAGGCAUCACUGACUUCUAUAUGACCUACAACCUCAUCAUCCGGAUCUUGCCAAUCAUACCUGCGCUGGUCCUGGCCAGACUCAGCGACCGCGGCUGGAGGAAGGCGCCCAUCAUGGUGCCCCUGAGCGGGUACCUGUUGUCCAGGCUUGCCCUGCUCCUGGUGGUCAUUUUCGGUCUCCCGCUCAAGGUGAUGUUUGCAGCCGCUGUGGUGUUCGGGCUUUCCGGGGGGUUCAGCGCCUACUGGCCAGGCGUGAUGACUCUGGCGUCGUUGGGCUCCUCUGCGGCUAAUCGCUCCCAGGUGAUGAUGAAAGUGGAGCUGCUGUAUGGGUUAGCAGGACUGGUGAGCAGCUUGGUGUCAGGUCAUCUGUUCCUGCUGUACAGCUCCAGUUUGGGAAAUGGAACCAUCCUGCUCUCUGUGAGCACGCUGCUGCACCUGCUCUGCCUCAUAUUCUCUAUAGCCCUGCUGCAGGUGAAACAAGCGAACAGCGAGGACUCGGAGGAUAGCUACCACCUCCUCUCUCACGCCUCUCGUAAUACUCGUCUCAUCGCGGCUCCUGGGAUAAACAUGGUGAAUGUGGUUCUUCUGUUUGUGGCAGCCUUUCUCUAUGACUUUGCUGUCGGUGGAGCCAUAGAGAUCCUGGGCUCCUUUGUGCUGAAAUCACCACUCAGCUGGACUGCCACAGAAGUGGGAUACGGGAAUGCGGCAGGCUGUAUGAUUUUCCUCACCAGUUUCAUCGGUGUCAUUGUGUUCCGAAAAUGCAUCUCUGACGAAACGAUGAUCCUGAUUGGCAUGCUGUCGUUUGCUUCGGGCAUCUACCUCAUGUCUUUCGUCACCCAGACCUACUUGUUCUACAUCGCUCGUUUAUUAAACCUCUUUGCACUCAUCCCGAUGCCAACAAUCAGGUCUCUGGUCUCGCAGCAGGUUCCAGCAUCCUCAUGUGGCACAGUUCUCACCUUGCUGCAGAUGACCCUGAAGUUGGCCGGCGUAGCCUACAUUCCCACUUUCACCAAGAUCUAUCAGAACAGUCUGAACUGGCUCCCAGGCUUAGUCUUUUUGCUCUCCAGCAUCAUCACAGUACUUGCAAUGAUACCCAUCAGCAUCGUCGGCUGCAGGUCGGCUCAGACUCAACAGUAUGUGAGGAUUCAGGGAGACUGAAGGAGCACCACAGAAACCAGCAGUGAGCUCUUUUUUAGAACAAGCCAGCAAGGAAAUGAGACUUGAAGUGGUCAAAAUUUGAACAUGUCACUUCCUCAAAUGUUGAAGCUGAAACAGGGCAGAACACAGUGUUUCUUUUAUAUUUGCCUUAACUACCUUGAAUUCCCUUUUAAUGUGGUGUAAAAUGCGUGUGUGGACUGAUGACACUAUAUGACAAAUAUGCCAAACCCGUUUGACAAAAAGGUUGCAAGUUUUUGAAAUUGUCUAAAGGUAAAGUAAAACGUCAUCGACCCGAUGCUUACAUCAGCCGGUUAGGUUCAUGACUUUAGUUAGAAAAACAGAAGUCAUUUUAAAAAUGACUCAAACCCAGUACUUUCAACACUCUGGAGAUUUAGCAGUUGAAUCAGUGCUUCUGAGAACAUUACAUGAAUUGCGUUAAAGUUUGUUUCGAGCACCGAAAAUAAUCUAAGCUACUCUUUGACAGACAAAACAAAGGAUUAGAGAUAAACUGAUCAUAGUUCUGAGGCCACCUUCUGGUGUCUGCUUUUGUAAAGCUUUGACUUGCUUAUACAAAUGUUUUGCAUGUCAUAAACCCGUCACACACCAUGUGUGUGAGAGAAGCAGGGUUUGAAGCAGUUGAAAUUUUAACCUGUCUUUAGCAGCUUAUAUUGGCAAACAAUAUCAGCAUUAAUAUAUAUCAACAGCUGUCUCUCUCUAUGGAUUCCUGAGAGAAUGUAAACCCUUAGCAUUUGAGAAUGCUGCCAACGUUUCCUGAUCCAUCAUUUUCAAAAAGAGGUUAAAAUCUCAAAGGGAAAAAAACACAGCAACUUUGCUCUUAUAGGUUUCAGCCUUCCUGUUAUCUGGUGAAGGCUUUGCUUGCUGUGUAAAAGUAGCAACAUGAAUAAAAAAAAAAAAAACAUGAUUCGGUAGAAAAAUAUUUUUUUCUUUUUGUUGCUGCCCUAGUGGUCUUUAAUUUGCAGCAUACAGACAGGAAAUGGGCAGACAGAGAUGGGGGAAGACAUGCAACAAAGGUCCCAGGAUCAAGAACCGAACCGUGGAUGGCUGCGUCGAGGACUCGUAGCUGCUGUAUAAUAAUGCUGUAAAAUCGACCAGUUUCUCAGUGCAUCCUUUAGUAUAAUUUGUGUGCUAGAGAAAUUCACAUUCAGGUGAUAGCAAGACCUCACCUUUUCAAGGGCUCAGUGUAAUUUGAUUUAUGGCUCUAGAGAAAUUAUUAACAAUGUAUACAAUAAUAUACUGGCAUAUGAUGUCCUCUCCAAAAGUCACUGCAGCUUACUGGAUCCUGCAGAAAUCGCUGACGUUUCUCCUCCACUGCUUCAGUCAUGUUAUUCUUUAUAAGAUUCAGCUUGAGAGAUAAGGGAUGUCUGAUGAUUUUUUUUAAACAAAUAAACAAGUUUGCUUGUUAGAAAUCAGAGCAGUUACUGUUUAAAUGUGUUGCUUUUUUGUUGCCUUAAAUGCAGAUUGUUAUGAGAGCUGUUGUCACUAUAGUUUUAAGUCCUACUGUAGCAGGUCGAUAGAAAAAAAGAAGCCAAUCGCUAUAUUGCAAACCAAUCAUAUGUGCCAAAGCAUAUUUUUGUUCAAAUAUUUGUUUUCAAGUGGCUGGAAAUUGUAUUUCAUAUGAUUUAAAUAGUGGCGCUUAAAUCAGUUAAUGAACGAAUGGGAUGGUAGGCGGCCGAUUUGAUGCUUUUCCCUUCUAAUUCUUGGUGCCAGUCACACAUAAAGCAUCUGGUAAUAAAGACACAUUUUUAUUAUGUUUGUGUUAGUUGAAACUUUCAUGCACUGUUUAAACCCGAUGCCUUAUAAUCAAUAUUGUUGCUUUUCAAGGUAAAUGGAGACAAAGUGUUAAAAGAAACAUUGCUUUUAUGUAAUUCUUAAAUUGUACACGUUCUUUUAUGUCUCAAUGCUGAAUGGUUAAGUUUCAUGUUUACCUGAUUUUCUUGCUGUUACUUUUCACACUUGAUCACUGAAGUCUGUAGUUGUACUUAUCUAUGUAAGAGACCUUAUUUACCCUUUAUAAACAUAUGUUUGCUUGUAUGGUUUUUUUUAUGUGUAAAACUAUCUACACAAUUUAGGAAAUCAUUAAAAUGUCUCUUAUAAUUACGGCAGCCUUAUUGCAGCAGUUUAAAAUCAUUUUUCUCUGUUUGUAUUGACUAAUUGUAUAAUUCUGAUGCACUACAUUGUUUUAAUUGCUCAUGUCUAUCUUUGUACAUAUUUAUGUACAUUAAAUUAGUUUUCCAGACUAAA
Molecule: messenger RNA, 3825 nt
Organism: Girardinichthys multiradiatus
Lineage: Eukaryota; Metazoa; Chordata; Actinopteri; Cyprinodontiformes; Goodeidae
Product: thymic stromal cotransporter homolog
Exons: 7
Coding region: 100-1563 (487 amino acids)
Biological process (GO): transmembrane transport
Cellular component (GO): membrane
Molecular function (GO): transmembrane transporter activity
Source: RefSeq, a predicted model, not a curated record